UUACAACUAAUUGGUUUACAUAAAUAUACUAGACAUAUGUUUAAUAUAUAUGAUGUGGAAAAACUAAAAGUGAGAAAAAUAAAUUUUAAAAAGAUCAUUUAAUAAGCAGCUGACACAGUGUAAUUGUCAAUACAACAUUAUAGUAAUUGUAAACAGUAUACAAGUACUAUCAAUCCAUGGAUGCGUGUAAAGCUACUGUUUUGGUGACUGGUGGAGCAGGAUACAUAGGUUCCCAUGCCAUUGUCAAACUGCUGGAAAAUGGGAAUACUGUAGUCGCUAUUGACAAUUGUUCCAAUAGUUAUAGAUGCUCGGAUCAGUAUAUACCAGAGUCUCUUCACCGGGUCCAGGAACUGACAGGUAAAAGUGUAAAAUUCAUACCAGUUGAUCUUCUGAACAAGAAAGAGAUUGAAACGGUUUUCCUUCAGUUUAAGAUCGACUGUGUUAUGCACUUCGCCGGGUUCAAAUCUGUUGGUGAGUCUUGCAAGAAGCCUUUAGAGUACUAUAGGAAUAAUGUUGUAGGUUCGUUAAAUCUUUUUGAAGUAAUGAGGGCUUUUCAGUGUUAUCGCCUUAUAUAUUCUUCAUCUGCUACAGUUUACGGUAAUCCCAAAGAACUUCCUUUAGUCGAAGAUUCACCCACAGGUAAUUGCACAAAUCCGUACGGUUGGACGAAAUAUGUAAUAGAGGUUAUGGCAUCCAACCUUUGCGGCAUUGGCGAGGGUUGGAAAGUGAUAUCAUUAAGGUACUUCAAUCCAGUAGGUGCCCACGAAAGCGGUCGAAUAGGUGAAGACCCAAAUGGGAUCCCUAACAAUCUGAUGCCUUAUAUUUCUCAGGUAGCCGUUGGCAAGUUAGAGGAAUUGAAAGUUUUUGGAAAAGACUAUAACACCAAGGAUGGGACGGGUGUUCGUGACUAUAUCCACAUUGAAGAUUUGGCAGAAGGUCAUGUCAAAGCCCUUGUGAGGAUAUGUAGUGAAGAUUUCAAUGGAUUUCGUGUUUACAACCUUGGCACAGGCAGUGGUCAUUCAGUUCUUGAAAUGAUACAAGCAUUCGAAGAGGCUUCGGGUAAGGUUAUUCCAUAUUCGUUUGUCGGUAGGAGGGAUGGAGACGUUGCGGAAUGUUAUUGUGACUGUAAGCUCGCCAACAGUGAGCUGCAAUGGUUUGCGAAGAAGUCCUUGAAGGAUAUGUGCGAAGAUACCUGGAGAUGGCAAGAAAGGAAUCCCAAUGGCUACCUGAGGGCUAUGAAAAAUUGUAUUUGCUCUCCUGGCAAGUGCAACUGCAAAUAAUGAAUGAGUGUUGAUGUGUGGUAAUUUAUUUUUUAAAAUAUAAAACGUAUAAAUCAAAUGUCAGUUUAUUUAUCAUCACAUGUAAACCAGGUUUUACUUCAAACAAAAAUAGUUUUCUUUACUUAGUAACAUAUGAAAUCAAAAUAUUCACUGACACCAGAUUAGUUAUUAAUGUUAGUAUUCUCAUUAAUCACCUUAAUUUAUCAUCUUUCACAUAUUUAUUCUUCUGAUUCUCCAUUUUUGCUUGUCCC
Nezara viridula (southern green stink bug) is the source of this 1531-nucleotide messenger RNA. NCBI's taxonomy places the organism in Eukaryota, Metazoa, Arthropoda, Insecta, Hemiptera, Pentatomidae. The record is from the annotation of a GenBank genome assembly.